Molecule: messenger RNA, 3170 nt
Organism: Passer montanus (Eurasian tree sparrow)
Lineage: Eukaryota; Metazoa; Chordata; Aves; Passeriformes; Passeridae
Product: prosaposin-like
Exons: 14
Coding region: 1175-2527 (450 amino acids)
Biological process (GO): sphingolipid metabolic process
Cellular component (GO): lysosome
Source: RefSeq, a predicted model, not a curated record
GCCCGAUGGGGAAAUCGGGGCUGAACCAGCACCCGGCACCCGCCGGCUGCGCCAGCGCUUCUGGGCAGGCGGGGAUGGUGUGGGGGGCCGGGGACCCCUCUCCCCACAACCCCCAGCCCCAGGGACCUUCCAUCAGCUCCUCACGCUGCAGUUUCAUGGAUGAGCUGGAGGCGUUGCCAAAAUCCAGCGCGCAGGGAAAGCGGCUUUGGGGAGAAACCCGAUAAGGGCAGGGUUGGGUGGAAGGAGCAGUUUCUGCCUUUGACUUUAUUCCUGCUCUGCAAAAUCAUAGACAGGGCUGGGGGAUAAAAGCUGGAGCGGGGAGGGUUGUGCUUGGUUUAGAAACGCCUCUUGCCUAAAGCUCUGCAGCAGGGUCUGUCUGUUCCUUUGCUCGGCUGCUGCCCCCAAAUUCCCGGAGCAGCUCCCGGCCAAAGGAAGGCGGCCAAGGGCUUGGCUUGUGCCUUCUCGCCGGCUCCUCCCCAGCCGCAUCCUGGGUGGGCACAGUUGCCGGUGCAAACAAACACUCCAGAAUGAGUCCUGACACACCAAGGUGACAAUUAAAGCGCUGCUCUUGCGCCACGCCGCCGCUGCCGCGCCGGGGGUUUACAGCCGGGAGAAAAUGCUGUCGUGGGGAGGAAAUAAAACCAAAAGAGCCCCACCAAAAGUGGCGUUGCUCAAUCGUUGCCGGGAGCCGUGGCGUGAUUAUCUGGCUACCGUGCGGCCCCGGGUUUGUCCGUUUUGCAAGAUUUAUUGCUGCUUUUAUAAGCAGCCGCCUCCGCAGCGUGUCAGAGGAUGAUGAGAGGCUGAGGAUGAGCCCCAAAUUCCCUUUGCUUCUGACCCUGUGACAUCCCAUUGGAAAAGCUGGCAGCCUGGCAAAACCGACCUUAAAAAAUAAUUUAUUAACGAAACAGCCCCCUCCACGACUUUGGGACUGAGAUGGAAUCACAGCAGGAGGGUGAGGAGGAUCACUCCUUUGGUGUCUCGGGGUGCCUUGAGGGCUGACAGUCUCCUCUCCCCUCCCACAGCCGGGGCCAGCCCCCUCCACGAGUGUGGCGAGCGGCCGGAGGACUGGUGCCGCGACGCGGCCACCGCGGCCAAGUGCGGGGCGCUGGAGCUCUGCCGGCUCACGGCGUGGGACCGGGCGCUGGGGAAGGGGAUCCCCUGUCACCUGUGCCAGAUGGCAGUCUCUGUGGUGGGCAAGAUCCUGCAGGACAACCGCACUGAGGAGAAGCUGAGGCUCUUCUUGGAUAAGAGAUGCCAGUACCUGCCCUUCCAGGACUGGUCUGUCAAGUGCAAGAGGAUGGUGGACACGGGCAUCCUCGUCCUUGUCCAGCUGGGCAAGCAAGUGCUGUCGGAACCGAAGGUGGUGUGUGGGACCAUCAGGUUGUGCCAGCCCCGGAACAGACCCACGGGGACCUUGAAGUAUCAGCAGCCACCACCAGCUGCCACAGGCCCCACCCAGGACUUUGCUGACCUCAUUGCCCCCUUCAUGGCCAACGUGCCCCUCCUGCUCCACCCCCAGGAUCUGCCUCACGGCGAGGCCCAGGAGAUGGAGGAGGUGUGUGGGCACUGCCUGCAGCUGGUGACGGCCAUGCAGGAGGCGCUGGGGACCAACACUGCCUUCACCUGGGCGCUGGUGGGCCACGCCAAGAGGGUCUGCGAGACCCUGACACCCGACCUGGCACAGCUGUGCAAGCGCUCCCUGGCCGAGUACACGGACACGGCUGCCCAGCUGCUGCACUACCUGCAGGCUGAGGACCCAACGGAGCUGUGUGGCCAGCUGGGACUCUGUGCCUCCAACUCGGCACUGCCCCUCCACACGCUGCUCACAGAGAGGGUGAUGCAGCUCCUGAGCACGCUGGGGGACAGGGUGCGGAGCACUCCGCUGUGUGACAUGUGCCAGUUCACCGUGAGGACAGUCGAGAGCCUCCUGGAGAACAACGUGACAGAGGAACAGCUGGUGAACGACAUCGAGAAGGUGUGCUACAUGCUGCCCCACGGCGUCAUCGGGCAGUGCAAGGAUUUCGUCAACUCCUACGGCAAGGCCGUGGUGAUCAUGCUGCUGGAGGCCACCGACCCUGCGGCCGUCUGCACCAUGGUGCACUGCUGCCCCCGCAGCGGGGACGCCCGCCACGGGGCCGAAUCCCUGGAGCAGCUGGCGGUGAGCUCCGGCGCCUUCUGCAACGUCUGCCAGAUCGUCAUCACCUACUUGGACAACGAGCUGCUGAAGAACGAGACGCUGGAGGAGCUGGGCGAGGUGCUGGAGAAGGGCUGCGCCAUGCUGCCCAUGCCGCUCACCAGCAAGUGCCAGGCGCUGGUGUUGCAGUACGAGCCGGCGGCCGUGCGGCUCUUCGUGCAGAUGAUGGACCCCACCUUCGUCUGCACUAAAAUCAAAGCCUGUGACUCAGGCAAGGAGGAUCUCCUGGGCUCAGCUCCGUGUGUCUGGGGCCCGCAGUACUGGUGCAAGAACAUGGCCACGGCGGUUGAGUGCAGCGCUGUCGCACACUGCCGGCGCCACGUGUGGAACUAGGAGCCGUCUCCCCAGCUGGCUGGACUUGCUCUGCCGUUUGGCUGGGGAUCCUGGCUCCCUUCCCCGGGACGUGCCUGCACGCACAGACGGCAAUGGCAGGAGCCGACCGGCCUCGGCGCGCUGGCGGGGCUGCGGGGAACCCCAGCCUCGGCCGCUUCCUCUUCCACUCCUGGGGCUUGGAUUUCCAAAUCAGGUUAAGGGACUCGUUAAUAUUUUCAGGACUAGGGAUUCGGCCUUGACGUCUCUCAGGGCGACUGCAAAAUCCCCAACCUCUAUUCCCACCUCUGUCUCCAUCCCCAAUCCCUUCUCUACCUCUCCAUCCCACCCUGAACCUCUCGUAUGGCUCAGAUCCUGCAACGUGGAUCUGUCCCUGUGGGCUGGGCUGGGUUCUGCUGCCCAAACGCUGGCCCCCCACUGCUGGCUGGCGGCAGCCUCACCUGAACAUGAAAUGGAUGAGUUUGGGUGCCAGGAUUUCCUUUCGCACGCCCAUCCCUGCCAGGGGUGCUGUGGUGACCCAGCCGUGGUGGUGAGGGCAGCAGGGUGGCUCGUCCCUCCCCGCCGUAUCGGGGGGAUGCCUGCAGUGCCUGAUCCUGGGCGUGCAUGGGAGCAUCCCACCACAAAUAAACUCUUCCCAUGAGCCUGG